Messenger RNA from Diuraphis noxia (Russian wheat aphid), 1302 nucleotides. RefSeq lists its product as uncharacterized. Gene Ontology annotation, molecular function: chitin binding. Gene Ontology annotation, cellular component: extracellular region. NCBI's taxonomy places the organism in Eukaryota, Metazoa, Arthropoda, Insecta, Hemiptera, Aphididae. The record is from RefSeq and is a predicted model, not a curated record.
GCACGCGGUCCAUGUUCAGAAGUGUAGACCRGAAUAGCUGACGAACGAACAAGAACUAUCCCAAACCCGUGAAUCAUCAAUAGCUUUAUUGCAAUAAUAAUUAAUUUGCGUUUUAACCUAGUGCGUGUCUUAUUAUCCGUGCACCGGAUAUUACAAUCGACUUAACUCCCGAUGUGUUAAUAUAUUGGUCAGACUCAUAUCAAGAUCGAAGAGGAUCGUAMCAYUAUCGAUUUACCGCUCCUGCAGCGGUAGUGUCAUGCGAUCGGACUGGUCGUCGACGGCGCUCUGCAUGACAUUGGUCGUGACGUUGAUUCUUGACAAUGCGUGCACGUCGAAAAGACAAAAACGCCAACUGUUCCGUGAGAAUGUAUUGCCAUACUUUGGUGGUAAAAUACCAGAUUCUGCGUUUCAUGCAGAUCGAUUGGCACUAAAUAUGCUGAACAAAGAAGGAAUAUCUGUGCCAGAUGGUAUUCUAUUCGAAUCCAGACCCAAAGAAUCAUUCCACCAAAGUCAACGGAACGAUCCAGAACUACUCAACUCUAUAGUCAAAAUGAUCCAUACGCCAGACGGCAGGUUUAUACCAUCAGAAGGUCAGUAUGAGGCUGAUAACGAAGUAGAGUCUACGUACAAAAUAUUUAUACCCUCAAAUAUACAAAAAUAUCAUCUACCGAGGUUUAGGCCGGUACCAGAAGCGUUACAGCUGUCCAGCGUUCAGCAUGUAUUUGAGAAUGGCCGGUUGUCAAUCRCACCCAUUGUGGGACAAAUAGGUGUUCCAUUAUAUCCUAUAUUACAGAAUUGGAAUUCAGAUGAUGCCCACCGGCCCUACGUUGAACAGUUCAAUCACAAUGUCAAUCAGAUCAUAAAUGUCCAAUCARACGUUAAAAACGUACAUUUGACAAGUUUUGUGUGCGAUAGAUCAGGAAAAAUGUAUCCAGAUCCAGAAACUCAAUGUCAGGUUUUUCACUUAUGCCAUUUCAAUGGAUUCAGAGAGACAUUCUUUUGUCCACAGGGAACUCGAUAUAAUCCAACRUUACAGGAAUGUAGACUUUGGUACUUGACUCCUUGUCUGGAUAUACGAAGGCCUUUUUAUUAUUAAGUCAAUACAAUAUGAAAAUAAUUUAUUACAAUUAUUUUCGAUUUUAACGUUCAUAGAAGUCUGUGAAUAAUAUUCCUUAAUGCAUCUAUUGUAUCACAUAAUACUAUUUUACAAGUAAAAUUAAUUGAAUACGUAUUAUUUAAUUCAAACAAAAAUAGAUCAAAUUAUGUGUCUGAUGCCACAAAUUGUCUUACAAACAAUAAUAC